Molecule: messenger RNA, 378 nt
Organism: Anthostomella pinea
Lineage: Eukaryota; Fungi; Ascomycota; Sordariomycetes; Xylariales; Xylariaceae
Source: the annotation of a GenBank genome assembly
AUGCAUUUCCGAAACGCCAUCUUCGCCGCUGCCAUCCCGGCCACCUUCGCCGCUCAACAGCACGUCCUGGCGAAUCCAACGAGCGUGGUUGAGACCGGAACGCCCAGUUCGAGAGGUAGGUCGCAAGAGGGCAAGCUGCCGUUCCCCAUGUCAGAACACAUCCUGACCUAUUCAACAGCAUUGGUCUCGGCCUCGAUCAACUACACAGAAAGCGCGGACACGACAGAAACGACGGAAACCACACAAACAGUACACGUCAUAAAAACCAUUACACAGCCGCCGAACCCCAUCACGACAGACGCGGCAGAUAAGCCAGCGUUCGACGCCUCGGUCAUGGGCCUCAUCGUCUUUUCCGCGGCCGGGCUGUUCCUGUUAUGA